AUGAAUUUUUUUCCAGCACCUUUUUCCCUAGGCACAAGCGAUAUGCUGGUUACAGAUAUUUUACCAGUUAAUGUUGAAGAAUGUCCUCAGGAUGUUGAAAAGUCCAUUGUGAGCUGUCAAGUUGGUAAUGUGUUAUACACUAGCAAAUUGAAGUCUACUUUAAGGGAUUCUAAUUAUGCUACCGUUAUCUAUAAUAAAAAGAAGAAAACCGUUGAAGUUAUUCACAAGAAGCCAGAAUUCCUUGAGCCUUGUUUUGAUGAUGAUGUAAUUGAGGUUCCAAAUGCACUAAAAGCUGAUAGAGCUGCUCUCAUCAAUGCCUUUGGUUCUGUCAAAAAACAACGCGCUAUGCGAGAAAUCGAAAGGAACAAGACUCAUAAAGACUCCAUGACAAAUGCUCAGGUUAUUGAUCGUGCUAUGCAUGGACAAGCUCGAUUGAAAGCGAAACUGAAACUAACGGGAUCUGUCCUGAAAAAGAUAUGGAAAGUUCAAAUUCGCAGCCGAGAUCUAAUGCGUAAAGUUCCACUUCCAGAUACACCAAGCAGCGUCAUGAAGCUUCUUCUCAGUCAGUUUACUGCUUUGGUUAAUCGGCAAGGUAUGGGACGUCAGAAAGUACGUGUAAUAUCUCCAAUGCUCCGAGACAAAUUAAUUACGCAUAUGCUCAUUUUAGUACUUCACUGUGACAGUUUUAAAACAGUGGUUGACAAAUUGGCUGUUGAUUUCAAAAUUGGACGUGAUAGAUUAGCUCAAUAUUUCCAGCAUUUGGGAUGCAAAUGUUCAAAAGUUGAAAAUAUCGAGAAUAAGUCAGAAAUAAACAUAUAUGCUGAACUAGUUACACCUGUAAAAUUAUUGACGCUAAAAUCACAUAAGUGAUCUCAUUUACCUCAAUAAAAUUUGAAAUCCUAAGCAGUCGUUCUGGUGAAAAACUUAAUAAAUACUUGGUGGGUGCUUAAAUAUGAAUUGAGACAGUAGGUACGAUAACAAAAAUGAUCCUGACUAGGCCUAUCAUAACAGCAUAAUCUGACUGAGUUUUUGAAGGAUACUUAAACGAAGUGAUGAAACAAGAGAUUGAAUCAGUAGGAUUUAGCAGAUACUUGAUAUAUAUAGUAUUUCAAAAGCUACAGAAAGCUUGAG
This is a messenger RNA of Heterobilharzia americana, 1131 nucleotides long. The record is from the annotation of a GenBank genome assembly. NCBI's taxonomy places the organism in Eukaryota, Metazoa, Platyhelminthes, Trematoda, Strigeidida, Schistosomatidae.